CACAUGCAUUAUCAACAGCAGCCACAAUCGCAGGGCCCGACAGCACACAUCCCGAAGCGUGGUGCGCGCGCCUGCACGAACUGCAGGAAGGGAAAGAAUCGCUGUGAAGGCGAGGCUCCAUGUCGUCGCUGCCAACUGAGCGGCCUCCCCUGUGUGUUCGAAAAGCCAGAGAAGAAAAAUGGAAACCCUAUGGCGGGACCCAGCGUAGAGCGUCUCUCACGGCUGGAAGGCCAGUACCUGGUCAUGCAGAGCCAAAUGAUCGGCAUGCAGUCAUCAUUGGACAGAAUCCUGACGGUUUUGCAAAACCAAACACAAGCGAAUUCCCCUAUGGCCCCGCCCCAAAUGUACCAAUCCCCAGGUCGAGAUUAUCACUCUAACGGACGUAAUAACGGGGACUCCUACCAAUCACCACGCAGCCAACCUAAAUCGUUUCCGCCUUUACCCGGUUUUGCGCCACCGCCUCACAAAUAUGCUACAUACGGCAUCGUCCCAAGUACUGCUCCAUCAUCCGACGACGAAUCUGAAGAUACUUUACCUCGAGCUACGCUGAAUGCCCCUAUCGAAGCAUUGCAGGGUUUAGCCAACGCGGCAGCGGAGGCCGCUGCGGCUCCCUCGAAUUCGCCGCCUAGGGUCAAAAAGCGCAAGAGGGCAGAGCCUAUCCCCCGAAAUGCUUUUCCACAUGUCGUUGAAAAGGGUCUCGUCAGCGAUUCUGAAGCUCGCGAGCUCUAUCAUAUCUUCUUCUCCGGUUGUCACCUAUUCAUACCGCUCUUCGACACUGCGUACGAUACAUACGAAGGCGUGAUGGAGCGAAGUCCUUGGACCUUUGAUGCUAUCCUAGCCGUGGCAGGAAAAAUCCGGAGCGGCAACGGACCCCUCAGUUCGACGUUCUACAAGUGCCUCGAGGAAGCACAGGGAAUCGCUCGUUCGUCACUCUUCGGACCGGUCGUGCGGAAGGAAGCUGUUAUGGGGAUGUUGCUACUCGCUGCAUGGAGCACCAACGGAUGGCUACCUAGUGGACAUGCAAUGCGGAUGGCACUAGACCUUGGCUUGCAUCGGGCCCUCGAGAAACUUGUGGAUGAUAAUGGCAAGAAGCGCACGGAGGAGGAAGAACGAGAUCUAGUUGUGUCCGCUCGUAUAUGGCUUUGCCUCUAUUGGUUCGACCAUCAGAUGAGCCUUGGCACGGGUCGGCCGAUUGUACUCAGGGACGAAAGCUCUAUCAAACACUGCCGGGUUCUCCUCACGCAUCCAAUGGCAUCACCUACCGACGUUCGCUUGGUUUCCCAGGUUGAGCUCAUUGCGCAAAAGACGCAAAUCUACGAAACGUUAUCUCCACUGAAUGGCCAAGUCAACCACAACACGCUGGCGUUCAUCCGCCGAGCGAACUUAGCGCUUGACAAGUGGUGGCAGGAUUGUGAUGAACUGCAUCGUCAAACUAUGGAUGAAGAAUCUCUCUUGCGAAAAAUGCUCGCGGGAGAGUUGCACUACGCUAAGCUCUGGCUGGUAUGCGUAGCCCUUCGGGGCGUUUCGUGGGACAAGAUGCCGUUCGAGCAGCGUGAGCUUGCGUUCCAGGCGAAGGAUGCUGCCUCCAAUUGCUUGAGCAUCUUCCUCGGCUCUCCUGCCUAUCGAGCGGCGCUCCGCUACGCGGUGCACGACAGCCUAGUUACCGCUGCGUUCUCCGGCCUUUUCUUGCUCAAGAUGGCGAACCUGUUUCCGGCUGAACUUGACUUGGCAGCGAUCAUCAGUCAGGUUGAGCAGCUGGCGCACGUGUUAUCCGAGGUUGCUGCGGAGAGGUAUGCGCUGACGCUGCGCAUUAUGCUCGCCAACCUCAGGCGCAAAAUUGGGCUCUCGACAGCGGCCCCUCCACCGCCGAUGCAACAUGUCAUGCCCUUACCCGCCAGCGCGGAAGGUAUGGUCGUCCCAGCGACGUUCGUUGACCCCGGAACGGUGCCCCAACCGUUCACUCUAGAAGAACUCGGUUUCGCAUGGCCGCCGGAACGCGGCAUAUUCAGCCCAUCCGCGAUUCCGUUAUGGCUGCAGGAGCAGAGCUUAACGGACUUAGGCAUCCCGAUGAAUGGCAGUGAUGGUAUCUUCUUGCAGAUGACUGGGUCGAAUGGCUGGGGUGGUGAUCUCAACGCAAUGCCGGAAGCGUGGUAGGGUUCUGCUAGUCUUCUGUCGCUAUCCUGUAACAUUGGUUUGUGCUCGCUACGUUUCCUUCAUUGCGUGUUGUCUAUCGUAAGCAGUAUCCUUGUACUCUAUCUUGUCGUUGUUU
This is a messenger RNA of Punctularia strigosozonata HHB-11173 SS5, 2269 nucleotides long. RefSeq lists its product as uncharacterized. The coding region runs from base 4 to 2154 and encodes 716 amino acids. Gene Ontology annotation, molecular function: DNA-binding transcription factor activity, RNA polymerase II-specific; zinc ion binding; transcription cis-regulatory region binding. The transcript has 16 exons. The record is from RefSeq and is a predicted model, not a curated record. Gene Ontology annotation, biological process: DNA-templated transcription; regulation of DNA-templated transcription. NCBI's taxonomy places the organism in Eukaryota, Fungi, Basidiomycota, Agaricomycetes, Corticiales, Punctulariaceae. Gene Ontology annotation, cellular component: nucleus.